Messenger RNA from Hypoxylon trugodes, 1379 nucleotides. RefSeq lists its product as uncharacterized. The coding region runs from base 399 to 1091 and encodes 230 amino acids. Lineage: Eukaryota; Fungi; Ascomycota; Sordariomycetes; Xylariales; Hypoxylaceae. The transcript has a single exon. The record is from RefSeq and is a predicted model, not a curated record.
CCUCCUGAGCUGGAAAACAGACACUUAGCAGCAUACCACCCACCUAACGAUUCGCAUAGGGAUAACUCAUCCGAACCCUGCUGUCGUGGUUGAGUGGUGGAUUAAGAGUAUUCUUACUAGAACCAGCCAAUAUUCAUAAUAAUGGAUUGAGAAUCUGACUCUUUUAAAUAUUAGAUUUUCCUGGCCAAUCCACGAAGCCGUGAUUCAGGUCCAGGUGACAGGAUUGCUGUAGAUUUUGUAUAUGUUCAAUAAGAAAUUCUCUCAACUUGCAAUAUCUUUCCUUCACCCUGCAAUCCUCAAUACAGGAAAAAGCGAAUUACGAUUGAGACUCUAGACCAAAUCUGCAGAUAUCUUCAAUUACCUUAACGAGUACCCUUUACGGUCCUACCUAUUUCAACAUGCAGCGUAGACACCAAUGCAAUAAUCCGGCGAACUGCCCGGUUUGUCGGCGGACGGCUCAACGGACUGCCCAACGGACUGCUCGCCGAGCUGCUGGACAAUGUGAACGUUGUAUGAACUCAGUGUGUGCUGGUAGCCGGAGAUUUUGUCAAUUCCAUCUCGACAGCAUGCGAGAGCAAAAUGCUCGAGAGAUGGCAAGGCAGAGGGCGGAAGGCAUCUAUGUUUCAUGUCCACGACCGGCGGUACCUGGAUUAACUAGAUGCGAAGUGUAUCAAGUACAGCGUCAACGGCAGGAAAGAAUACAACGUACCGAUAGGUUGAGACAGGGGUUGUGCACACGUGGGGGUUGCUCUAACCCGGCGGGCGACAGUACACAGCUCUGCCAUUACCAUCGAAUACAGCAUGAGAUAACACGCCACCGGUCAGAGGUGAGAAGGUUUGCGACCGGGCUAUGCGUGUAUUGCAGCAACCCUGUGGUACCUGGCAUGACCGUCUGUGAGCAUCAUUGUGAGGCGUCUCAGAGUACCCAGGAGAGGUACCAACACAAUGUAGCCGGUCAAGCGCACCCGCCUCCGCCCCCGGCCCCGGAGCCCGAAAACGAUGAAGAGGAAGAGGAAGCCGAAGAUGGAUUUAACUAUGAUUAUUAUGAUUUUCAUGACUAUGAUCCGGCUCGGUCUGGGCAGGGACACUAAGGAAAUAAUGUCAAUAGGUACACAACAUCAAUACGCAUCUAGGAGGGUUUUCUGUGGAGUAACAUGGGAAGUCCGAACAAUCUAGAAGGAAGAAAGAUGGCUCUAUUAUUAGAACUGGCAUGUUAGACACUCAGACACUCUGGUCAUUGAUUUCGGGUACCUAGAUAGACUUAAGAAUAGAACGCUUUCUGUUUUUUUAGCGGCUUCGUGUGUAAGUCGAUGCUUGCGAGUGUCUAUGAAUUUGAUAAUUCGAUGUGGUAGCUGUAGUGAUAGGUGAUUGAUGAAAAA